AGAGAGAGAAAGAGUUCUAUGUGAUGCUCGCUCUACCAUUCCCACAAUGAUCUUUGUGCUACGAUGCUUUUGGGAAACUCAGCCCAGGCCGUCUAAUGUAACAGUCAUUGCACUUGAAUAGCGAGGCAGUGCAUGGUGCAGCAUUAAGAUCAGUCCAGGUCCCAAUUGUGAGUUUGUACGGAGACAAAAUGGACAAACGGCACAGUUGGAUCGUCGCCUCGCCUGCGUUUCUGCUCUUCUCUGCUGUGGCUCUGCUUCUUCUCACUGUGCAUGUGGAGGAGAUCCAGGACCCUCCACAAUCUAUGUAUGGAGUCAUACUGGAUGCUGGAUCCUCUCACACGACCAUGUACGUGUACAGAUGGCCGGCGGACAAGCAGAACGGCACGGGCGUGGUAACCCAACACACCGAGUGCAAGGUGAAAGGAGGUGGAAUUUCUAGCUAUGCUGGUCAGCAGGGGGCUGCAGGCCGCAGUCUGGAAGCAUGUCUCAAACAAGCCAUGAUGGACGUUCCCCAAGCACGCCAUCAUCUCACACCUGUGUACCUGGGAGCUACGGCAGGCAUGAGGCUCAUGAACAUCUCCAGCCCUGAGAAGUCAAUUCAAGUUCUUCAGGAAGUGGCCCAAACAAUCAAAUCCUUCCCUUUUAAAUUUCAAGGUGUGAAAAUCUUGAGUGGGAAGGAAGAGGGAGCAUAUGGAUGGGUCACUGCCAAUUAUCUGCUAGAAAACUUCAUCAAGUAUGGCUUUGUAGGCCAGUGGUUAAACCCAGGCAGACCAACAGUUGGAGCACUGGACUUAGGUGGAGCGUCCACUCAGAUCACAUUUGCCAUCCAGGAAGAAGUGGAGGACUUGGAGAACAGCAUGACAUUACGUCUUUAUGGCCAGGAUUAUUCUCUGUACACACACAGCUACCUGUGCUACGGAACAAAUGAGUUUCUGCGUCGGCUCCUGGUCCACCUGAUUAUGACCCAGGACAACACAGGCGCUGUGCACCAUCCAUGCUACCCUUCAGACCACAGAGAAACUCUUAACCUGCUACAAGUGUUUGAUUCGCCUUGCAUUAAAUCCCAGCGUCCUGCAUUAUACACGCCUGAGACACUGGUGAUGAUCCAAGGCACAGGCAGCUACCAGCACUGUCUGGGGAACGUAUCUGAGAUCUUCUCCUUUCAGAACUGUUCGUUCUCUCAGUGCUCCUUCGAUGGUGUCUUUCAUCCAAACACCAGUGGCGGCUUCAUGGCUUUUUCGGCUUUUUUCUUCACACACAGCUUUCUGAAGAAGAGCACAGGCAUUUACAUCAGCACCCCGGUACAGCUCCAACAGGCCGCUCAGGCUGUGUGUAACAUGACCCUCCUGAAGAUGUCAGAAGAUUUUCCAGAGCAGAAGUCGUACCUGAGAGACUACUGCGCACUUACUGCGUACAUCCAGGUACUUUUACUGAAGGGCUUCCACUUCGAUAAUCACUCCUUCCCCAGAGUUUCCUUUCAGAAAAAGGCUGGGGACUCUUCUCUGGGCUGGUCAUUGGGUUACAUGUUAAGCAUGAGCAAUAUGUUACCCGAAGAGAGUGUACAUUUGAGACGAGCCCUGCAUCCCGGAGCCUGGAUCUCUCUCCUGCUUCUUCUAGCGCUCCUCAUCAGCAGCAUGCUCAUCUUCAUUGUUUUCCAAGUCUGCCGAAAGAAGGAAUGAUGUCGAAUCAUGACCAGUGCAGGGACAUGAUGGAAACUGGGAAUCAAACUUUCUAACCGCAUAGUAAAAGCAAACCCACUAACAGCUAACUAGUCAUUUUAAAAGCUACUUGCUUUGGUCUAUAAAAAGGCAGGAAGAGUUUUGAUUAAUUCCUAUGGAAUUCAAUUUGUAGAAAACAGACAACAUUUCCAACACAAAAGAGCCGAAUCUGUAAUUCUGAUUUAUUCCUUUAAUUUUUUUUUUUGAGGAUUUGCCUUUUAUAAGACUUUUUUUUCCUCAGCAGACAAAAAAUAUAUCACCAAACCAUAAGAAUUUAUUUAUAUUUUUAAUGACAUAAUAAAAAUUGUACAACAAUAUUAAAUUGAAAUAUCAGGUUGCACGCGUGUGCGAUUAACACCUAACUUUAUUGAUUAUAGUUCUUUAUUCUGAGUCCCUACUCAGAUUUCAAUUUCAAGUAGGAAUUGCAAAUCAUGUAAUAUUCUGAAAUGGUUUUAUAUUCAAGAUGCUGUUCCUUGAAGGAAUUUCGUCUAGAAAUGUGUCUAAAAAUAAAUCAGUUAAUAUGAGGGCUAAUAAAAAUAAUUAACUAAUUCAA
Molecule: messenger RNA, 2271 nt
Organism: Silurus meridionalis
Lineage: Eukaryota; Metazoa; Chordata; Actinopteri; Siluriformes; Siluridae
Gene: entpd2b
Product: ectonucleoside triphosphate diphosphohydrolase 2b
Exons: 9
Coding region: 189-1679 (496 amino acids)
Biological process (GO): nucleoside diphosphate catabolic process
Cellular component (GO): plasma membrane
Molecular function (GO): UDP phosphatase activity; GDP phosphatase activity
Source: RefSeq, a predicted model, not a curated record